Messenger RNA from Tinamus guttatus (white-throated tinamou), 1071 nucleotides. NCBI's taxonomy places the organism in Eukaryota, Metazoa, Chordata, Aves, Tinamiformes, Tinamidae. The record is from RefSeq and is a predicted model, not a curated record.
AUGACCAGCCAUGCACAUUGUGCCUUCCGCCAUCCCUUCCCUCCUUCAUCUUCAGUGCCGCAAAGAACGGCUCCACUUUCUGGACCUUUGAGAACGGAAGAACGCUGGUAUUGGUUGGAUGAAUCUAAUCAGUGGAAUGAAUAUGGGGAAGCGUCUCUGUACCACUAUGCUGCCACCAUAACGUCUGCGGAGGUGGAGAAGGCAUUUCAGGAUGACCCGAAAGGCACUCUCCAUUUUCAAGCAGGUCGUCAGCGGUAUGAGAUAAACUUCAAAGAUAUGGUGCAGAGAAAUCUACGUACGCAGAAAACGAGAAAAAUCUGCCGGUGGCCAACUGGUGCCUGUGGUGUGGAUGGGAACCAGCAAGGGGAGAGCACAGGACAAUGCUGGUAUUGGCUGAAUGACUCAAACGAGUGGGUGGAGUACGGGGACAAGUCUCUGAACCACUUUGCUGCCACCGUAACGUCUGCGGAGGUGGAGAAGGCAUUUCAGGAUGACCCGAACGGCACUCUCCGUUUUCGAGCAGGUCUUCAGCGGUAUGAGAUAAACUUCAAAGACAUGGUCCAGAGAAAUUUGCACACGCAGAAGGCAAGACAAAUCUGCCGGUGGCCAAACAAUGCCUUUGGUGAAGAGGAGAUCCAGCAGCAGGAAAGGCAAAAGGAGCAGAUGAAAAAGAGAAGACCAGAGCAAGAGGUAGAUGAGCGGUUGCUGUUCCAUGGCACGAACCAGUCCCACCUGGCUGCCAUCUGCGAGCAGAAUUUCGACUGGCGGGUCUGCGGGGCUCACGGGACAUUUUAUGGAAAAGGAAGCUACUUUGCCAGAGACGCCAGUUAUGCUGAUCGGUUCUGCCCAUCCAGCAGUGGUCACCAGAGCAUGUUUGUAGCUCAUGUUCUUGUUGGAGACUUUGUUCGGGGAAACUCAGGAUACGUUCGCCCUCCACCUAGACCUGAGAAUCCAAACAGGCUCUAUGACAGCUGUGUAGAUGACCCAAACAAUCCUUCCAUCUUUGUCAUCUUUGAGAAGCUUCAGGUUUAUCCUGCCUACAUUCUGGAGUAUACACGUUCAGCCAAAUAA